CGUGCGCGGGGAGGGACGGGCGCGGGCGGCAGACGCGCCGCGAUGGUGGGCCGCGACAGCCGCUCGGAGAGCGCGGCGCGCCCCUUGGCGCCGCGGCAUGAGUAGCGCGCCGCACCGGCCCGGCCCGCGCGCCCGCCAUGGCGCAGGCCGGCGCGCCCCAACGCACCCACUCCUUCGCCAAGAAGACCUUCCACAAGCCGACCUACUGCCACCACUGCUCCGAUCUGCUCUGGGGGCUCAUCGGGCAGGGCUACGGCUGCGAAGUGUGCAACUUCAUAGUGCACGAGCGAUGCGUGGGGCAGGUUGUGACGCCGUGCUGUGGGGUGGCGCCGAGCCUCAUCAAGAACCCGGUCGCUCACUGCUGGUCAGAGCCGACACACCACAAGCGCAAGUUUUGUACGGUGUGUCGAAAACGGCUCGAUGAAUUACCAGCACUACAUUGUAUGAUAUGCGAAUACUACGUCCACGGGGAAUGCGUGGACUUCGCUGCGGCGGACUGCAAGGAGAACGCGACGUACUGCGCCGGCAGCGAGCCGCGGCACGUGCACCACUGGCGCGAGGGCAACCUGCCGGCCAACUCCAAGUGCGCGGCGUGCCGGCGCGCCUGCUGGUCGGCGGAGUGCCUCACCGGCUACCGCUGCGAGUGGUGCGGCAGUACUUGCCACGCCGGCUGCCGCGCGCUAAUCCCGGAAGAAUGCAACUUUGGCACGCUGCAGCCGAUCUUCCUGCCGCCGUCCGCGGUGUCCAUCCCGCGGACGGAGGUGCCGAUGGAAGCGAUCAUCGGAGUGCACGUGCGCCCGCCGCCGUCGCAGCGCGACUUCGGAUGCCCGCGGCGGCGUUGGGCGCCGAGCCGGCUGGUGACGCUGGCGCGCCGCCUGCUGCCGGCCGCCUGCAGCCCGCAUGCCGGCGCCUCUCCGCCCUACUCCAGAGCUCGAAGCGUGAGUGAGGAGUUCAGCUCGGGCUGCGAGGGCCGCUCGGGCUCCGGCGGCGGUUCCACGGGCGCUCCCGCAGACCAGGACCAUAGGCCUGACCAUAAACAACAUAGAGACCGCACACCGGAUGAUAGAGAUGAAGAAGUCGUAAAAGUAUACGACGGCGAAGCAGCCUGGUCGCGUCGCUUGUACCGGCCGGUGGUAGUGGGCCGCAACUGGAGCGAACGCGAGCUCGUGGCAGCGGCUCUCCGCGCGUUCCACGUGGCGCGGGACCCGGAGCAGUUCGAGCUGACGGACGCGCUCGCGGGAGACGAGCCGCCGCUGAAGGACCCCACCCCGCUCGCUAGAGUCACCCGCUUGCCGAAUAAGCGACCAGCUUUGUUCUUGCGCUUCAAGGAACCGGAAACAGGCGGCGGUGAGGUCCGCGUGUACCCCGGGCGCGUGGCGGGCGCGGGCGAUGCGUUCGUUACCGUCACCUGCUCCGGAGACGACUCCGUGGCAGAUCUCAUGGCGUACGCCUUAGAGCGGUUUGGCCUUGAUCCAGCUAGAGCCACGCAGGACUAUCGCUGCUCGGAGAUCUUGCUUGAUCGAGGAGUAUCGGAGCGCGUGCUGGAGGAGGACGAGCGGCCGUGGCGCAUCCUGGUGCGGCUGGCGCGCGACUCCGUGCGGCGCAUGGAGCUGGCGCGCUUCUACCUGCAGCCGCGCCGCGACCCGCACGGGCCCACGCUCGCGCUCUUCGUGGCCUCGCUGCCCGCCGGCCUCUCCGAGCGGAACUACGAGACCAUCCUGGUCGAGUUCUUGGGCGCCGAUAACAAGUUCACAUCAAUCGGACCGAUCUAUUACGAGUACGGCUCAAUGGUGAUCACAUAUGAAGACGCGAGUAAGGCUGUGCGCGCGCUCUACGCGCUCAGAGAGGCUAAAUAUGAAGAUAAACAUUUGUUAGUGAUGCUGCUCCCAAGCAUCGAGCCCUCCAUGGUCCCCUCGGACGUGAAGCCGCUGCUGGUGUUCGUGAACGUGAAGUCCGGUGGGUGCCAGGGGCUCGAGCUGAUCUCGUCCUUCCGCAAACUCCUCAACCCUUACCAGGUGUUCGACCUGGAGAACGGCGGACCUUUGCCUGGGCUGUACGUGUUUCGCCACAUCCCCAACUACAAGAUCCUGGUGUGCGGCGGCGACGGCACCAUCGGCUGGGUGCUGCAGUGCCUCGACAACGUGGGGCAGGACUCGCAGUGCUCCAACCCGCCCUGCGCCAUUGUUCCGCUUGGCACUGGUAACGACCUGGCCCGCGUGCUGCGCUGGGGCUCGGGCUACACGGGCUGCGAAGACCCGCUGUCCCUGCUGCGUGACGUCAUCGACGCGGAGGAGAUCCGCCUGGACCGCUGGACCGUGGUCUUCCACCCGGAGGACAAGCAGGACGAGCCCAAGGAGCUUACUAAGCAGCUGCCCGUAUUCACAUGCGCCGGGCUCGGCUCCCAGAGUGAGGACAACUCGCAAAUCCUAGUCAUGAACAACUAUUUCGGUAUUGGUAUUGACGCUGAUCUCUGUCUGGACUUCCACAACGCGAGGGAGGAGAACCCGAAUAAGUUUAAUAGCAGGUUACGCAACAAAGGCGUGUACGUGAAGAUGGGUCUCCGCAAAAUGGUGGGACGUAAGAUGUGCAAGGACCUGCACAAGGCGGUCAAGCUGGAGGUGGACGGCAAACCCGUCGAUCUUCCCGCGGUUGAGGGCAUCAUCAUCUUGAACAUUCUUAGCUGGGGCUCCGGGGCCAACCCGUGGGGCCCGGAGAAGGACGACCAGUUCAACAAGCCCAACCACUGGGACGGGAUGCUGGAGGUGGUGGGCGUCACCGGCGUCGUGCAUCUCGGACAAAUACAGUCCGGCUUGCGUGGCGCCAUGCGUAUCGCUCAGGGCGGGCACAUAAAGAUCAAUCUGAAGAGCGAGAUCCCCGUGCAGGUGGACGGCGAGCCCUGGGUGGCCGCGCCCAGCGAGGUCGUCGUGCUCAAGUCCGCGCUCAAGGCGACGAUGCUAAAGAAGACGAAGCGCGGGUCGGGCGCGGGCCCGGCGGCGGGCCCGUGACGCCGGCCCGGCUCAGCGGCGCGCUGCCCGCAGGCCACCAUGCUGAAGAAGCGCGCCAAGAUGCGGCGGCGCAGCACGGAGCCCGCGCUCCCCGCGCCCGCCGCCCCCGCCGCCCCCGCCGCCGGCGCACCCGCG
Molecule: messenger RNA, 3140 nt
Organism: Zerene cesonia (dogface butterfly)
Lineage: Eukaryota; Metazoa; Arthropoda; Insecta; Lepidoptera; Pieridae
Product: diacylglycerol kinase theta
Exons: 19
Coding region: 138-3005 (955 amino acids)
Biological process (GO): intracellular signal transduction; lipid phosphorylation; diacylglycerol metabolic process
Molecular function (GO): ATP-dependent diacylglycerol kinase activity
Source: RefSeq, a predicted model, not a curated record